Rubroshorea leprosula is the source of this 440-nucleotide messenger RNA. NCBI's taxonomy places the organism in Eukaryota, Viridiplantae, Streptophyta, Magnoliopsida, Malvales, Dipterocarpaceae. The record is from the annotation of a GenBank genome assembly.
AGAAGCUUAACUACCUUCAUCGUCCCUUCGUCGAAACCCUAACUGCAUCGACAAUCAUCUCAUCUUGCUUAGUUUCCUGGGAACUUGUCGUUUGGCGGGUGUUUAUUUGUAUAAUAUUCGGCAAUGGCUGCAAAGAUUCUUGCCAACUUGAUUGUUAUGGGCUCUGGAAUACUGGCCCGAGCUGUGGUUCAAGCAUAUCGCCAGGCACUUGCAAAUGCUGCAAAAUCUGGUGUUGCUCAAGAAACUGUACAGAAUAUCAGGAGAGCAGGCAAAGUUAUGACUGAUACAGAGGCCAGACAGAUUCUGGGGGUCACAGAGCAGUCGUCUUGGGAAGAGAUCCUGCAGGUUUGCUAGAGGUUUUUACUAAAUAUGGAGUUUUAUAUAUAUAUAUAUAUAUAUAUAUAUAAUAUUAUAAAUUAUAAUAAAAAUAAUUAGUUAUU